UUCUCUAUACUAAUAAUUGAAGAAAAAAGAGUAUCAAAUUGAGAGUUGAUAUCAUCAAGAUCUUUAUCACGAUUUCUGAUUGGUGAUCUAUAUUAGUUUCAUGAAAUUGAUUCACAACGAAUUCACUUCACAUGACAGAAACCAAAAUGGCUUAAAAUCAUAGAGCUAGAUCGUCUAACAACAACAAAAAUCAAUCGUUUUUUUUUAAUCAAUAUUCACAUAAUCAUAAACAAAAGACAUAUCUUCAAGGGUUUUGUUCAAUGAUGAUUUUCAUCUAUGAAAGUAAAUCUAGAUCUACAAAGAGGGAAGAAGACUAAGAUAUCAAUUCUACUUGUAAGUAUUUCUUUUAUUACUGUUGAUUGUGAUGUAAGAAACUAGAAUUGCAGAGAUGAGAAGAAAGGGUUCAUGAAAACCAUAAAUAUCAGUCGGAAAAGAUUAAAUCGAACAAAAAUUGAUUUUUAUCUUCAAACUGUUAGGAGUGAGAACUGGUCAAAGGGCGUAGUUUAAAUGUGCAGUAGAGGGCGACAUUCGAUGCAGGGGUAGAGAGGUGAACAUUCAAAGUCGCCUAAUGGGCAUAGUAGGAACUACCAGGUUAGUUGCUAUUCCGUGCAGUUGAACCAUGCCAAACACCAAAACACUGAAUGCAGCCCUUGACCACGGCGUUGACUGCACUAACUCCCUCUAUUACGCCCAUGCCAAACGGACUCUUAGCUUCCUCUGAAUUGCGACAUUUUGGAAAGGAAGUCGCAGUAGGGCAAACAAAAAAAAAAACAAAAGCAAAAACAAAAAACUCCUCCCCUUCAAAACUUAUCGGAUCCCUCCGUCGCAAACGUUCUUCUUCUCUCUACGGAGCAGCAGUCAUGGAGGGAGGGAAGAAAAACGCUUCUGCCGUUUCUCUGCAACAAUUUGUUUCGAUCAUGACUCCCUUAAUCGACAUGGAAAAGGAAGCAGAAAUAACAGCUUCAAUCAGUUCAGGUUCAUCAAGAAAUCUUGAAACCUCUCAGAAGAAAGGAUCAGUAUUACUCAAUCUCAAGUGUGUAGAUGUUCAGACAGGGUUAAUGGGGAAAUCACUUCUGGAGUUUCAAUCUACUAAAGGAGAUGUUCUUCCUGCUCAUAAGUUCGGGAAUCAUGACGUUGUUGAUCUGAAACCUAACAAAGCUGAUACGGGUUCCCCCUCACUUGGUCAGGGUGUUGUUUACCGUCUCAAGGACUCAUCAAUUACUGUAGUUUUUGACGACAUCCCAGAAGAUGGCUUAAAUAGUUCUUUGCGUCUUGAGAAACUUGCAAAUGAGAUAACAUAUCGUAGGAUGAAGGAUGCUUUAAUACAACUAAGCAAAGGUGUGCUGAAGGGACCUGCUUCUGACUUAGUUCCUGUAUUGUUCGGGGAGAAACAACCGACAGUGGCAAAGAAGGAUGUUUCAUUCACCCCUUUUAACUCCAAUCUUGAUCACUCUCAGAAAGAUGCUAUGACGAAAGCACUUUCUUCCAAGAAUGUAUUCUUGCUGCAUGGGCCUCCUGGAACUGGAAAAACGACAACCGUGGUAGAAAUUAUCUUACAGGAAGUUAAGCGAGGAUCAAAGAUUCUUGCCUGUGCUGCUUCUAAUAUAGCAGUUGAUAACAUUGUUGAGCGACUUGUUCCUCACAGAGUAAAGUUGGUGAGAGUCGGCCAUCCAGCACGUUUGCUGCCUCAAGUACUGGAGAGUGCACUAGACGCCCAAGUUUUGCGAGGAGAUAAUAGUGGUCUUGCGAAUGAUAUUCGCAAGGAAAUGAAGGUAUUAAAUGGGAAGCUAUUAAAAGCCAAAGAUAAAAAUACAAAGAGAGACAUCAGAAAAGAGCUCAGAACUCUUUCAAAGGAGGAACGUAAGAGGCAGCAAUUAGCAGUCACAGAUGUAAUUAAAGGUGCUGAUGUGGUCUUGACAACUUUGACUGGUUCCUCCACUCGGAAGCUUGAGAGAACAUCUUUUGAUUUGGUGAUAAUUGACGAGGCUGCUCAGGCGCUUGAAAUAGCAUGCUGGAUACCGCUAUUGAAGCUUCAAAUUUAUGCAUGCGUGUGUUAUGAUCAGGGUACAAGAUGUUUACUCGCAGGAGACCAUCUUCAACUUCCGCCAACCAUACAGAGUGUUGAAGCUGAGAGGAAAGGUUUGGGAAGAACUCUAUUUGAGCGCCUUGCUGAUCUGUAUGGAGAUGAUGCAAUGAGCAUGCUUACUGUUCAGUACCGUAUGCAUGAGCUUAUAAUGGAAUGGUCAUCUAAAGAGCUGUAUGACAGUAAGGUCAAAGCCCAUUCAUGUGUCGCCAGUCAUAUGCUAUAUGAUCUUGAAGAUGUAAAGAAAACAUCUUCGACAGAACCAACCCUUCUUCUCAUCGACACAACUGGGUGUGAUAUGGAAGAGAAAAAAGAUGAAGAAGACAGCACAAUGAAUGAGGGUGAGGCUGAUGUUGCUAUAGCCCAUGCUAAGAGGCUUAUUGGGAGUGGAGUCAGGGCAUCUGAUAUUGGAAUUAUUACCCCAUACGCUGCACAGGUUGUCUUGCUGAGGAUGAUUCGGAACAAAGAGGAUAAACUGAAAGAGUUGGAAAUAUCUACAGUUGAUGGCUUCCAAGGUCGGGAGAAAGAAGCCAUCAUCAUUUCUAUGGUGCGAUCGAACACAAAGAACGAGGUUGGAUUUCUGAGUGACAGGAGGAGAAUGAACGUGGCUGUGACACGAGCAAGAAGACAGUGUUGUCUUGUAUGUGAUACCGAAACUGUGAGUAGCAACCAGUUUUUGAAGAGAUUAGUUGAGUAUUUUGAGGAGCAUGGGGAAUAUCUGAGCGCAUCUGAAUAUGUAGGUUAAUGAGCCAUCGUGAAUAUGUUCUAGACCAAAAUUAAACCCUUAUGUUCUGAAAAGUUCUGAGACACCAACAAUAAUUAGUUAGGUUUGCUGGGUGUGCUAGUAGGGAAGUAUCUCAUCAUAGAACCUGGGAUCAGGUUGAGGCUCCGUAACAGCCCAAGACUACAAACGUGCAUGAUUCUGUUGGCGGAUUCUGGACACGCAGAGAGAAAGAGAUGCCUUAGUGCUAUUCUCAUUACUGACAUUAGUUUAAUGGUUGUGGUGAAUUACCUCUUUGAAAGCUGAUAUAAUUCAGAGGUAACAAAGCUCAACUGUUUAGAUACAGAGUAUGGAUGUAAUACUACUAUUUCAUGAUAUAUCAUUUCGCCGCUAACAAUCUUUUGGUGCCUGUUACUUUCUAAUUUUUACAGACCUGAAAUUGGACUGUAGGUAGAUUUUUCGUGUUGUUAGCCAACGGUAAGUUUAUGGUUUAUCUUCUGAUUUUGCUGAUGCUAGAUUUUCAUUU
This is a messenger RNA of Papaver somniferum (opium poppy), 3330 nucleotides long. RefSeq names its product DNA-binding protein SMUBP-2-like. The record is from RefSeq and is a predicted model, not a curated record. The transcript has 15 exons. NCBI's taxonomy places the organism in Eukaryota, Viridiplantae, Streptophyta, Magnoliopsida, Ranunculales, Papaveraceae. The coding region runs from base 642 to 2828 and encodes 728 amino acids. Gene Ontology annotation, molecular function: ATP binding; DNA binding; 5'-3' DNA helicase activity.